Messenger RNA from Amaranthus tricolor (Joseph's coat), 1699 nucleotides. RefSeq names its product bZIP transcription factor 11-like. The record is from RefSeq and is a predicted model, not a curated record. The transcript has a single exon. Lineage: Eukaryota; Viridiplantae; Streptophyta; Magnoliopsida; Caryophyllales; Amaranthaceae. Gene Ontology annotation, molecular function: transcription cis-regulatory region binding; DNA-binding transcription factor activity. Gene Ontology annotation, biological process: positive regulation of DNA-templated transcription. The coding region runs from base 547 to 1089 and encodes 180 amino acids. Gene Ontology annotation, cellular component: nucleus.
UUCAACUUUUCUUGUCAUUUUUCUGAAUUCAUGCCCACUUCUGUUCUAUAUAUUCAGUCCUCACAUUUCUUACAAACCUCUUCCUCCUUCCUUCUCCUUCCCUUCUUAAGUUUUGAUUUUUUUCUCUUUAGAUUUUUCUGAUAUUCUGCUGUUUUUCUUGCAGAUCUUAAAGUUCAGAAUCAUAAAUUUUCCAGAAAAGAUCAAUUCAUUUUUCUUAUUUCCUAUUCAAAUCCAUGCAAAAAAUAAGAUCUGGGUUAUGAAUCUUUAACAUUAAUUAAUGUCUCCUGUUCUUAGUGAAAUUCUACGUUCUGGGUUUAUGAUAAAUUCUUCUCUCAGGCGCAGGACCCACUUAGUUCAAUCUUUCUCUGUUGUAUUUCUUUACUGGUUUUAUGUUUUCUCAUGAACAAUUAACCUUUCAUUUUGCUUCAAUUUAAAUUAAAAAAACCUUUAAAUUCAUUUUUUUUUAUAAUUUUUUUUAAUCUGGGUCCUGUGUCCUACUACUUGUAUAUAUAAUAUAAAAUCAUAAAAAAUCAGAAUAAUCUGUCAAUGGCUUGUUCAAGUGGGAAUUCAAUCACUAGCAAUCACCUUCAGAACUCAGGAUCUGAAGGAGAUUUGCAGCAGGUAAUGGAUGAGAGGAAGAGAAAAAGAAUGGCAUCAAACAGAGAAUCAGCAAGAAGAUCAAGACAAAGAAAACAGAAGCAUCUAGAUGAUUUAAUGGCUCAAGUUGAUCAAUUAAAGAAAGAAAAUAAUCAGAUUUUGCCAACAAUCAAUCAUACAACACAACAAUAUUUAAGUAUUGAAGCUGAAAACUCCAUUUUAAAAGCUCAAAUCAAUGAGCUUAGCCAAAGGCUUCAAUCCCUCAAUGAUAUCCUUAAUUACAUGAAUACCCUUAAUGGGAUUAAUUCUUCCUUGGAAGAAAAUAGUCUUGGAAUUGACAAUUUGGGUCAUUUUGGAAUUUUUAAUGGUUAUUUUAAUAAUUUCACCCCAAAUAAUAAUUCUGAUAUUUUUAUUAAUAAUUAUAAUAACCCUUGGAAUUUGGGAUAUCUCAACCAACCCAUCAUGGCUUCGUCUGAUGUCCUUCACUACUAAACAUUAAAAAAUAGAAGUAUUUCAAAAAAGAUAGGAUGCUCUAUUUUUUAGAACUUUUAAUCAAGAUUUGGGGUGAUUUAUGGCUAUAUUUAAGUGGGUUAAUUUUAUUUUCAAUUUUUGAUUUUUUUUCCUUUUUUUUUCUUUGUGAUUUGGGGGGUUAAUAGUAGAUUAGUACUUUUAUUAAUUAACAUUACUUUCGACUAUUAUAGUGAUAUUUUUCAAUAUAACAUAUCAUAAUUAGGUGCGAGUAUUUCAGAAUGGAUGAAAUAUAUUAUUAUAUCAUGAAGUGAACCUCCAAGUGCUCCAAAAUGAAUGAUGUAGAUUGAGGAAGAGGUUGUUGAUUGUUGUGUUGUGUAUUGAGUUGUGUGGUGAUGAUACAAAAGCAUGCUCACAUGUAAAUGAGGCAUUCUAGAAUGUAUGUUAAGUUGUUGGAAUGUAAUUUUAAUAAAGUGGGGAGGUUCUUUUGAGGAGUUUAAUGAAAAUUAUUUGAUGUAAAAGAAACAGUCUCCAAUCCAUAAUAGCUUGGGUAAUCAAUGGAGAUGACUAUAUUGAUGAUGUGAUUGGAAUCUUAGAAUUUUAUAUUAUAAAAUGAUGAUAUUAGUGACCUUAA